AUGCAAACCCAGAUGGUGAAAAGGAAGAGCCAAAGGCAAAGCCCUCCAUGGGAGGACUUAGACCCUUUUGUGUUGUCAAUGAUUUUCGGAUGUUUAAGUCUCCAGGACUUGCUGUUUUGCCCUCCUUAUGUGUGCCGGGCAUGGCUGUCAGCAACCAUACACACCCUUUUCCGGAAUUCAAUUCUAGACCUUCGUUUGAUCGAUGAUCUUGAUGAUGAAAAGCAACGGUCGAGAUUUACACAUCUGCUGAAACUGGCCAUUAAUCACUGCCAGGAGGAUUGGGUCACAAUCUACUUUCCAAGUAACUACUUCUUUGGAUACUUUGCAACUGUUUACAUAGCUGAAAGAACUCCUAAUAUUUCUAGUCUGUUUUGGCCUUCUGAUGUUAGUUCCAGGGCCUUGCCUAUAUACAUAUCUUUGUUUUAUUGGAAGAAGCUUAGGGUUUUUCAUGCAAGAUUGAAUCCUGAAGAAUGGUUUGCCGUGUUAUCGCAAGUCGCUGAGUUCUGUAAGAAUCUUGUGGAGCUUGGUGUGCAUGGAGAAGUCACAGAAAAAGAAGUUUUAUGUGUUGUAGAAGGCUUUCCAAGGCUUAGACUGUUAGAUUUAUCUGAGUCUACUUUGUCUAAUAAAGCUCUAGAGAUUCUGUUGGAUCAAAGAUUGCAGAACCUGAAAGAGCUUAAUAUAUUACACUGUUUGAUUCUGGACGAUGAUGGUAACGACAUUAGUGAUGGAGAUUAUUGUGCAGUGAAAGCUUGGAGAAAACAAUUGCUUGAAAAAGCUUGUAAGUUUAUGAAUCUGAAGAAAUUUUUGCACUGUCUAGAGAGAUCUUGUCAGGAAUGUAAAGAUGUUGUGUCAAACAGUGAUAAAUAG
Mangifera indica (mango) is the source of this 867-nucleotide messenger RNA. Its product is annotated as F-box/LRR-repeat protein At3g48880-like. Lineage: Eukaryota; Viridiplantae; Streptophyta; Magnoliopsida; Sapindales; Anacardiaceae. The transcript has a single exon. The record is from RefSeq and is a predicted model, not a curated record. The coding region runs from base 1 to 867 and encodes 288 amino acids.